GUGUUCUAAGAAGUCUGCGUUGUAUUCUGCUUUACUUUUCAACCAGACGAGACGAGACGAGACGAACCAGAAAAAUAAUGGCUGCUCAGCUCCUCAGACGCGCUUUAGGAAGCCGCUCCUCCCAGAUCCUCCCCAACACCACCACCGCUUCUGCUGGACCUAAUUACUCCUUAUUAGCUUCGGUCGCCAGGGCUUUCUCCUCCGCUACAACUCCAAUCACAGCCACUCUUUUUCCUGGCGACGGUAUCGGCCCCGAGAUCGCUGAGUCUGUUAAACAGGUAUUUAAGGAAGCUGAGGUGCCAAUUCAGUGGGAAGAGCAUUAUGUUGGGACUGAAAUAGAUCCUAGAACUCAGAGUUUCCUAACAUGGGAAAGUCUGGAAUCAGUUAGACGAAAUAGAGUAGGCUUGAAAGGGCCAAUGGCCACACCAAUUGGCAAAGGCCAUCGAUCUUUAAAUCUCACUCUCAGGAAAGAACUUAAUUUGUAUGCCAACGUCAGGCCUUGCAACAGCCUGCCAGGCUAUAAAACCCGGUAUGAUGACGUGAAUCUUAUUACCAUCCGUGAAAAUACAGAAGGGGAAUACAGUGGACUUGAGCAUCAAGUGGUGAGAGGUGUUGUUGAAAGUCUGAAAAUUAUCACUCGUCAAGCAAGUUUGAGGGUGGCUGAAUAUGCUUUUCAUUAUGCAAAGGCCCAUGGUCGGGAGAGAGUAUCUGCAAUUCACAAGGCAAACAUUAUGCAGAAAACUGAUGGCCUGUUUCUGAAGUGCUGCCGUGAAGUUGCAGAGAAGUACCCUGAAAUAACAUAUGAGGAAGUGGUUAUUGAUAACUGUUGUAUGAUGCUUGUGAAGAAUCCAUCAUUUUUUGAUGUAUUGGUGAUGCCUAAUCUCUAUGGUGACAUUAUCAGUGACCUAUGCGCUGGAUUGAUUGGUGGUUUGGGCUUAACACCAAGCUGCAACAUUGGUGAAGGAGGCAUUGCUCUUGCUGAAGCUGUACAUGGUUCAGCACCUGAUAUCGCUGGGAAGAAUAUGGCAAAUCCCACUGCCUUGCUGUUAAGUGCUGUCUCAAUGUUGCGCCAUUUAGAGCUCCAUGACAAGGCUGAUAGGAUCCAAAAUGCUAUCCUAAACACAAUUGCUGAGGGGAAGUACCGAACUGCAGACCUUGGUGGCACUUCAUCUACAACAGAUUUUACUAAGGCAAUAUGUGACCAUCUUUGAAGAUUCCUAUUGAGAUUUUUCUUUCCAAUUUUUGCAUUGUUUUCAACUAAAUAGCUGCACCGUUCUUUUGGAGCCAUGUUUGAAACCUGUUUUGUUUCCAGAGGAGAAUAAGACCUCAUAACUGUGAUGGCUGUAUAGAAGAUCAUUAAAAUUACUCUACUUAGGAGCCAAAAACUGUUCUGCCUAUUUUAGUAUCUCGAAAUGAACAAAUGGUUGGAUUCAUUUGAGGGGGCUAAUUUUCCAUGUUCAAGUUUUUAUCGAGUAGCAUUAUAACAAGAAAUAAAGGAUAAUGGUGAUAUGGUUUUGUUCCACCUUUAUCCAUAUUGCAUUUACGUUUCUAAUGUAGAUUAUGUUGAUUUGUGACUCUGAAUUCUAUCAUAUGAAUGCUGUUGCAAAGUUCAUGAAAUACUUUUUCGCUAUGAA
This is a messenger RNA of Manihot esculenta (cassava), 1634 nucleotides long. Its product is annotated as isocitrate dehydrogenase [NAD] catalytic subunit 5, mitochondrial. NCBI's taxonomy places the organism in Eukaryota, Viridiplantae, Streptophyta, Magnoliopsida, Malpighiales, Euphorbiaceae. Gene Ontology annotation, cellular component: mitochondrion. The record is from RefSeq and is a predicted model, not a curated record. Gene Ontology annotation, molecular function: magnesium ion binding; isocitrate dehydrogenase (NAD+) activity; NAD binding. Gene Ontology annotation, biological process: isocitrate metabolic process; tricarboxylic acid cycle. The transcript is spliced from 7 exons. The coding region runs from base 78 to 1211 and encodes 377 amino acids.